AUGCCUAUUACGCAACGUGUUGAAGACGGCCCAUACGGUGGUAAAGGAGGCAGCUACUACGACGCCGAACAUGGCCACCACAAAAUCAAGAGAAUUGACGCCUGGGGACGCAGCUAUGAUGGCUUUAAUGUCGUCAAUGGAUUCCAAUUCACCUGGGAUGAUGGCUAUACAGGCCCGCUUGUUGGCGAAAAGAACGACAAUAUCUACAGACCAUUUGAGUUCGAAGAUAAUGAAAAAAUAACUUCCAUGACCAUCCGCGCGGGGGACAAUGAAGGCUAUGUCGACGCAAUUGAGUUCGACACAAACAAGUCCCACCACUAUGAGGUUGGUGGAAAGGGAGGUAAACCGAACGUGAUUGAAGGAGAGCGACUUGGAAAUGGAGAGUGGAUUGGAGCUGAAGGCAAGGAUGGCGCAGUUGUGGAUAGCAUCGAGGUAUUUUUCAACGAGUACUGA
Messenger RNA from Aspergillus lentulus, 453 nucleotides. RefSeq names its product griffithsin. The record is from RefSeq and is a predicted model, not a curated record. Lineage: Eukaryota; Fungi; Ascomycota; Eurotiomycetes; Eurotiales; Aspergillaceae.